Coccomyxa subellipsoidea C-169 is the source of this 1356-nucleotide messenger RNA. RefSeq lists its product as hypothetical. The transcript has 2 exons. The record is from RefSeq and is a predicted model, not a curated record. The annotation marks the transcript as partial. Lineage: Eukaryota; Viridiplantae; Chlorophyta; Trebouxiophyceae; Coccomyxaceae.
CUACGCACGUGGACUGAUUGCUGCGGUUCCUGCGCGUCCCUCACUGUCAUAGAUCGUGGCUACGAGGGCAGCCUGCCACAGUGCCCCAAGCUUUCAUUACAGCCCAAAUUUUGGGACAUAUCGAAAGGCGACAUGCUUGAGCACCAACCUUGCGCCAAUGAGGAGAGGCAUAUGAGCGCUGCGGAGGUUUCCGAGCAGGAGGCCAAUGGAGUGGCAACAGAGCACCUACCCCCCGACCAGACAGGGCUGAAUGGCUGCAAUGGGAGUGGCCAUGCUGCAGUCUCACCCCAGGAAAAUGGGUUGGAGAGACACGAGCCGGAAGUGGCCAGAACUCAGGCGGCGCAGGAUAGGAGCGAGGAGAUGCAGAGUGACAAGCUCGUGUCAGGAAGUGAGAGUGGCGUGAAGAUAUCGCCAGCGGAUGCGCAGACAGCCCCUUGCAGUAGCCCGGCCCUUGAAGAAGCUGAGGCCAGGCCUGAAGCAGGAUUGGAGAAGCAAAACGGCAGCAAUGGCGUUGAUGCAGCAGAGAAACCUGGCAAGGGGAAGGGAGGGAGCAAACAGGGCAGCAUAGAAUCGAACAAAGAGCUCAAGGGCAGGGAAGAGGAGAAAGGAAAGGACAAGGGGGAGCGCUCAAAGAGCAGGGGCGCGAAGGACAGCAGAAAAGACAGCAAAGGCGACAGGAGCAGAAGCAAGGCCAGCAAGGACAAAGACAAGGAGAAGGACAAGAAGCGGAGCAGGCGGAGCACGCGCAGCCGCAGUCGCAGCCGCCGCCGACGCGGCAGCAAGCAUCGCUCUCCCGGCAAGCUCUCGCCGCCGCGCAAACGCCGCGCGCACGGCAGCCGGAGCUCCUCGCGCUCGUCGUCCCCCAGCCCGCGGCCGCGCUUCUCCCGGGGCAUCAGCCCCGGCGCGAUGCCCCCGAGGUCGCGAUACACUGCCGGGGGAAUGCACCGCAGCCCGCCAUUCAGCCGCGGCGCGGCGCCCCCGGCCGGCCCGUGGGGCUACGGGGGCGGCGGCCCCCCGUAUGAGCCGCACGGCUACGGGCCGCCGCGGGGUGGUUACUCACCGCCGAGGCGGUGGCCCGGCCCGGGGCGUUCCCCGCCGCCGUACGGGUACGAGCGCCCGUACGGCUACGGGGGGCCGCCCCCCGGCGGCAGCCGCUCGCCCCCGCCGGGCCAGAUCUACGGGCGCAACCCGACGACGGGCUCGCCCCUGUACGGGCCUCCGCCGCCGCACCAGGGAGGCCCUUGGGAGCGCGCGCUGCCGCUGGAGCCGCGGCCGUCUGCGCAGGGCAAGGUCUGGGGCGCCCGCAGCGGCUGGGACUCUGUCGCGCCGGAUGCCCCCGCCCGUGAUGUGCCCUUG